Messenger RNA from Aspergillus wentii DTO 134E9, 1984 nucleotides. Its product is annotated as putative lipase. Lineage: Eukaryota; Fungi; Ascomycota; Eurotiomycetes; Eurotiales; Aspergillaceae. The coding region runs from base 190 to 1563 and encodes 457 amino acids. The record is from RefSeq and is a predicted model, not a curated record. The transcript has a single exon.
GAUGUACAUUUUUAUGUUCUCUAUGUCGCCUCAAAAAUGAGAAAUGCAAACCCCGUCUGCAUAUAGGGGUCUUUGUACCAAGACACCAACAAACCUGUAUGUAUAAAAACCGUCGACAGUCCGUGGAGAACAGCAGCGGCCAGGCUCCUUUUAUUCUUUCCCUGCACUGUAUAUAGCAACCACGCCGAGAUGAGAUUGAACUCCCUCAUAAGUGCCCUGGGCCUGGUGUCCGCGGUGUCAGCUUCAAGCAUCCGCCACAAUGCCACAAGCGCCGCCAACGUGGAUCUUCUCACGACAUGGUCUAACAUGGCCAACGACUCCUCAACUCCCAAGAAAGGGGCAUCCGAUGCGGCUGCGGUCGCUUCGGAACUUAAAAAGAUUCAGGACACUCAUGCGACAGUGAAUAUGUCUGUCGAGGCGGCCUGUAAAAAGGUGGGCAGCCUCUUCGGGAAUGGCAUAUCGGACUUGAUCGGUGCUGUCGCAGGUCUUGUGUGCGAUUUGGCAUUGGUGCCAGCAGACCUCUUGUCACUCCUCAACGGUUAUAUCGACCUUGAACUCAACUCGGAUAAGAACAAGAACCCGGCACCCUGGGGCCGCAACUUGUACCCAACCAAAGCUCUAGGCGACACCCCCUACUCCGUGGCAGAGAACAGCCUCCGGGAGGCAAUCUAUAUCCCCAAGGACUUUGGGUAUGGGAAAGAUGGGAAGAAGCCCAUGAUCCUGGUGCCGGGGACUGCUGUUCCAGCCGGCCUCACUUAUUAUUUCAACUUUGGCAAGUUGGGAAGUGUCGCAGACGUCGAUGUCGUCUGGGUCAAUGUCCCCAAUGCAUCGCUGGGGGAUGCACAGGUCAAUUCUGAAUAUGUCGCCUAUGCCAUCAACUACAUCUCUGCCAUGUCAGAUUCCAAGGUCUCGGUCCUCUCAUGGUCACAGGGUGGCCUGAAUACCCAAUGGGCACUCAAGUACUGGCCGUCCACCCGGUCUGCGGUAGAAGAUUUCAUCGCCAUCAGUCCCGACUAUCACGGUUCCGAACUGCUCCCGAUUCUCUGUCCCACCCUGGAAGACUUGGUCUGCACCCCAGCAUUCUGGCAGCAAGGCAACAACGCCAGCUUCGUGGAAACCCUGAGAGACAAUGGAGGCAACUCGGCUUAUGUCCCCACGACCAAUAUCUUCUCCUCAUGGGAUGAGAUCGUCGCGCCAAUGGAUGAGGGAAACGCAUCGGCCAUCCUCGCCGACACCCGGAAAGUUGGCGUGACCAACAACCAUCUCCAGACCAUCUGUUCGAAGAAGCCUGCAGGAGGCAUUUAUACGCACGAGGGUGUGUUAUACAACCCUCUCGCGUGGGCAUUGGCCGUUGAUGCACUCAAGCACGAUGGACCUGGCAACCCAUCGCGACUCGACCUAGACAAGGUAUGUGAGCAGUCGGUUCCCGAGCAGUUCGGAUUAGGACUGGAUCAAGUUCUGGGAACCGAGGGAUUGCUGUUGGUUGCAGUGGCCGAGGCCUUUACAUAUUCAUCCAAGUCUCACGGGGAACCUCCCAUUGCGAGUUAUGCUGCUCUGAAAUAAACGGUGUGCUGUCGAAUUCUCAUGGUUGGGAUGAUGAAAGCGGGCCACUGUUUGGUAUGGAUAUCCACAGGGUUUCCCGUCCCGUUCAUCUGAGCUUGAUGGGUUGAACUGAAGGGAUUUUCAGGGAAAUCAUGCUUGGCUGGGCGGAUCUUUUCCGUGCUAGAAUAUGGAUGAGCAGGGGCAACAAUUGAAACCAGGAGGGUGGAGAGACUGACAGGAUUCACAUUAUUUAAUCGAAACUGGGGAGAGACGACGGUGAUAAUAGUAGUAAUCAAUAUCGAGUACAUGGCUACUCCCUAAUGAUGAUAGCAAUAAUAAUAAUAAAGAUGAAUCAAUUCACUUCCUGUCUAUGAGAGAAAAAAUAAAAUAAAAAUAAAAAUAAGAAUAAACCCCAUUUCAGAAAACAGCUGGUGAUAGAAUC